UUCUACUUUUGUUAUGUAUGUACAUGUAUCUACUAUUCUUGAAAAGUUGGUCAUAGAAAAUCUCUGCAAUAGCCGUAGAUUACUAGAAAUUCUAUCCAGUGCAAUAGCUAUGAGACCGGAAUAGCAUUUUCCUAACCCUCCCAUACAUGCCUCGUGAGUACUCCCUUAUACAAUCCAGGUUGUUUUUCUCACUUUUUCAACCUGUAGUAAUGUGAGUUUAACGGUAUCUGCUUCAUUCAUGUCAUCAAGAUAUAUAGUAAAUCAUGAGAGCCUGUUGUUUUGGACUCGCCAUUAAUCGGUGAGCUGAAAGUUCCGAUCGCUUGGUAGGCGAUUGCGUAUGCACUUCGCUCGCAACGCCGCACUUAGACUUCACACACCCGAUUCCAUCAAUUCUUUCAUCAUCGACUGACCAUUCUUCCAGUGAGAUUGUUUUCGAAUCGUCUUUUUGAUCAAGAUUAUACGAAAAUUCUAGUUUGAUAGAUCGCUUGUCUCGCCCUCACAACCGCACUCCCUAAGAACCAGCUAUGUCUUCGGAAGGACCCCUCGUCCGCUCCGCCAACAGCCCUAAAGAAGCAUGUGAACUAUGGUGGCCACUGAUGAAAGAUUUAGGCUGAACCGAAGCUCCAAUGACGCACCCAGCCAUUUCAAAGCCCUCCGUAACGGCAAAGACUGGCAUCUCAUCAUCCCAAAACUAAGCACCAAACCCGAGGGGUGCGUCUGUGGCUUCACCUACCCCAACAAAACCGGAUGGAUUGGAUUUUUCAUCAUGGCCGCAGCUUAUCGAGGUCAGGGCCUCGGGCGUGAACUGUGGAAUAGAAUGGAUGCUUCUUUUCAUGAGAGUCAGACAGAGAUGAUUGGGCUUGAUGGUGUUGAGGAGCAGGUUAAGACGUAUGAGAGGAGGGGUUUCGUCGAUGUAGCGAGGAUUCCAGUGAUGUCGCGAGUCUCGUUAAAAACGAGACCGUUACCUGCUGUUGAGCUUGAUCCUGAUGUGAAAGACCGUCUUGUAGAUAUGAAGUCUGUGGAUGAAGAUUUGCUAGCGAGGUUGGAUCUGGAACAUACUGGCUUGGACCGCUCCGCGUAUUGGUUGAACAACGGCAUUCACCACCACCGACAGAACACUUUCGGACUCGCGCUCGCGGAGUCUUCGACCGAAGAGCUACGAGGAUUCCUCCUAGUGCGGGACUGCGAGCAUGGACAACGCUUCGGACCGCUUUAUGCCGAGACACUUCAGGGCGCAAAGGCGUUGCUGUAUACCGCCAUGGAUCGCUCCAGCGAUUCGGAUGGGAGUAUGAUUGCAGAGGUCUUUGGUGGUAAUCCAGAAGCGAGAAGAUUGUUUGAGGAGUUGGGGUGGGAAUCCGCAGGUGUCGAUUAUCAUCGGAUGUGGCUGAACGGUAAAGUUCCGGAGGAGCAGCAGGAAAACUGGAAGGGGGCAUCGGGGAUGUAUGCCAUAUUUGAUGCUUGUGCGGGCUGA
Periconia digitata is the source of this 1471-nucleotide messenger RNA. The record is from the annotation of a GenBank genome assembly. Lineage: Eukaryota; Fungi; Ascomycota; Dothideomycetes; Pleosporales; Periconiaceae.